AUAAAACAAACAAAGGUUUUGCUUUUGUUGAGUUCGAAGAUGAAGCUGGUGCUAAAAAUGCUCUUACAUACUUUGAGAGUAUUGGGUGUAAAAUGCCAUCAGAAACAAACCCGGAGAAUUUAAAGAGUAUUCAGACAUUUCAAGAAAAGGGUAUUUUUGUUCCAUCCGAAUUACCUUAUUCACAUCCAAAAGUGGGGAAACCACGCCCAAAAGUGGGUGAUGUCCAGAAGGAGAUUAGAUUUAGUUAAUUUGAUUGGUGAUAAGGUUGUUUGGAUGUUUGACUGAUGGGAUUGUGUGGGAGGUGAAGGUACUGUGCUGCUGUUUACAUUUUACCUUACUAUCCCUUGCAAGAUAAUUCGGAUGGAGUUUCCCAGAUUAGGAGACUGGGGCGAUAUCAAGCACAAAAUAAUUCCAUCCGAAUUAUCUUGUUUAUCUUUUUUACUAAUUUUCGUUUAAAAUGGUAUUUUAUGGAUAACAUUUAAUUUAACUCACAUGCUAUGUAGAAUAAUAAAUUUAAUAAAAAUAGUUUCAUUUAGUGUUAUUAUUACAUUAACUUUAAUUAGUUGUAGUGUGAUACUGUAUUUUAACAGACAGCGCGAAGCCGCUCGGUAAACGGUCGAAUCCGUAUAUAGGAGCCGACUUGCCGAAUGACGGUCCGGCACGAAGGGGUUAAUGAACAAAUUGAAACUAGUUGUUUUAAAGUCAAUAGCAUAAAAAAUUUCAUUGUAAAACGAAUAAUGUUUAAAUUGUUUUUAUUUUUUUUUGUUUUUUUUUUUUUGGUAGUCAGUGUUAUCACCUCUAGUCCUUAUGCAAGCUUCGGUUUGCUUGGGCGCACUCCUAAUCAAAUUAUCAACAUUCUGUUGUGGUAGGUUGCUCCAUCCUUCAAGAGCAGCUUUUACUAGCCGUGCGGUGUUUUGUGAAUUAUCACGGCGAGCUCUAAUUUUUCUUUUAAGCAUAUCACAAAUACUCUAUAGUCUAUAGGGUUAAGCUCGGGUGAGCAAGCAGGCCACUCCAAACAAGGGAUACCUUCUGCUUCAAUGAUGUCUUUAGUCACUCUAAUGGUAUGUGGAGAUCCAUUAUCAUGCAUGAAAAUUAAAUUUUCUCCUGUUGCACCUCUCCAGAGCCUAACUACAGGCUAUCAACAUACCUGUGAGCAGUUAAAGUUGAUUGGAUGAAAAGUAAAGGAGUUUUUUUACGAAUCACAAUUCCUCUCCAGAACAUUACACUUCCCCUUGUAUAUUUGUGAACAGAUUUGACAGUUUUCGUUCUUGCUUGUCUUCCUCGACCUCUAAGUACACGAUUUUGUGAGUCGUCUAAUUUUACCAAUGAACUGUCAACACGGAUGGAAUGGCCCCGUCCCAUUCAAAUAGUGAAGCGAGAUUGCGGCCAACAUACAAGAGAGAGGUCCUAGAGAGAGACAGAGCUUGCCAGGGAAAAUUUGACUUCUUCAUUGGUUGGAUAUUAUCAUAAUGACCAGAGUUGCCAGAUGUGAUUUUAUAAAUCCCCCACUUAGAAACUGUAAUUCCCUCAAAUUAAGCUCAAAUCCCCCAAAUUAAAAUGUUUUCCGCAUGUUAAUAAAUUAAUAGUCAAAUGUAGAGGACAGUAAACCAAAAUUAUACUACUUAUCAACAGAGGGCCCUGGAAAUAAUGCAUAGGUCCUAUCUUCUUCGAUUAUAUGAGAGUAUAAUAUAAAGUUCUAUGUAUAUUGGCAAAUUUAAUUUCCCAUGACUCCUUAAAAUCUUCCAUAACUCUCCCCUCAAAAAAUCCCCCAACCAUUUCUGCUUAGAAAAAAUCCCAUAGACGCUUUCUUUUAAAUUACUCCAAAAUUGUAGGAAAAUACCCCAAUCUGGGAACCCUGACUAUCACUAUCAAUUUGUUUGUUUACGAAAGAUGGCGAUUAUCUUCCCUCUUUCCCUGGCUAUUACUCUCUCAUCCUGGCCGCAUUAAAUUCACUUCAUGCCCAUUCCAUCCGUGUUGACAGUCCAUUGACUAAAACAAGAAUAUAAACAAGAAAUAAAAAUAACAAAAGCUAAAAGUUGGGAAACCUUCGUAUCAAGACACUUAGAAUUAGAUAUGUGGGGAAUACCAUAUAAAAUAGUUUCUAAAAAAAUUAGAUGUCCGACAAUGCUUUCUACUUUAAAAAAAGAAGAUGGAACAUUUACACAAAGUUGGGAAGAAUCGGCCGAAACAUUACUUAAUGUAUUAUUACCUCCAGAUAAAUUAGAAGGAGAAACAGUAGAACAAAGAAAUAUAAGAGAAGAAAUGAUACAAGAAUACCAAAUAGAAGAAGAAAGAGAAAUAGAGGAAUUCACAGAAGAAGAAGUAUAUGAAAGUAUGAGAGAAAUGAAAAGAAAGAAGGCACCUGGACCGGAUAAUAUUCAUGUUGAAAUACUUCAAGCAUUGUCGGAACAAAUAAUUCCAGUACUAACAUCAUUAUAUAAUGAAUGUCUUAGACAAAGAAGGUUUCCCAAUAAUUUUAAACAAGCAGAAGUUAUAAUAAUACAUAAAGGGGAAGAUAAAGAUCCUGCCUUACCGAAAUCAUAUAGACCGGUAUGUUUAUUGAAUACAAUGGGAAAAUUACAAGAAAAAUUACUAUGUAAAAAAUUAAAUCAAAUAAGAACAGAAAUUGGAUUACAUCCUGGUCAGUAUGGUUUUAGGAAAGGUAGAUCAACAGAAGAUGCAAUAAAUAAAGUAUUUGAAAUAGUAAACGAAAGCAUAAAAAAGUAUGUUUUAAUGAUCUUUAUAGACGUGUCUGGGGCUUUUGACAAUCUUUGGUGGCCGUCAUUCUUUGAAAGACUUCGAAGAAUGAGAUGUCCAAAGAAUCUGUACGGAAGUCUCAGAAACUACUGUCAAGACCGAUAUGCAAGCCUAAGCUGUCCAACAGGAAAAAAGACAAAACAUAUCACAAAAGGAUGUCCACAAGGAUCAGUUUGUGGACCUAUGUUCUGGGAUGUAAUGCUAGAGGAACUGUUGGAACAAUUGACUAUAGAUCCUGAAGUGCUUGGAAGCAUAGCAUAUGCAGAUGAUUUGUUGUUGAUCAUAGAUGCAAACUCAAGAAGAGAAUUAGAAAAUAAAUCAAAUGAAGUAUUAAUAAGAGUAAAUGAUUGGAUGAAUAAAGUAAAAUUAACAAUAUCAGAUUCAAAAACAACAUAUAGUUUAAUAAAAGGAAAUUUAGAAAGAGAUCCAAUUAUAAAAAUUAGAGGGAAAACAAUAAAAAGAAAAAUGGAAACAAGAUAUUUAGGUAUUAUAAUAGACGAACAAAAAUUAUUUACAAAACACAUGAAUUGUGUCUGUGAAAAGGCAACAAAGAUCAUGCAUAGCAUUGCUAGUCUAGCACAGAAGGAAUAUAGAAUUUCGUUCCGACAGAUGAAAAUAUACCUAAGUACAAUACUUGCAUCAAUUGUAGGGUACGGUUCACGUGUAUGGGCACAUAGAUUAAUAAAUAAAAAAAACGCAGAAAAAUUAAAUAGAGCUCAGAGAGGAUUUCUUGUAAGAAUGACGGGAGCAUUUGGAACAACUGCAACACAGGCACUCACAGUUUUAACUGGAGUAAUGCCAAUGCAUUUAGAAACACAAAAAAGAGCAUGUAAUUAUUGGCUAAAAAAAGAAAAAUAUGAAAAAAUAAUACAAAUAAUAGGAUUAGAUAUAAGAAAUAAAAGAGAAUUAAAAGAAAUAAUAAAUAGAAAAAGACAAAAUGAAUGGGAAAAUUCAACAAAAUCUAGACGUUUAUACAAUUUUAUACCAAUAUUAGAAAACAUUCCAAAUUAUUUUAAUCCAAAACAAGGUUUAAUACACUUUUUAACAGGACAUGGACCGUACCCAACAUAUUUGGAAAGAUUUAACUUAAAAGAUGAUGCAUAUUGUGAAUGUGGAGAACUAGGUACACCAGAACAUAUAGUGUUACAUUGUGAAAAUACUAUAGAAAAUGAAGAACACAGAGAAAUGAGAAGAAGAUUAGAAAGAAUUGAAAUAAGAGAUAUAUUACAAAAUGAAGAAUAUUUUGAAAUAUUAAACAAUCUCACACAAAUAAUAUCUAAAAAACAACAAGAAAUCUAUAAUAAUAGAAGAAGACAACCAAUAAUCCAACCCUGAUGAAGUU
This is a messenger RNA of Diabrotica virgifera virgifera (western corn rootworm), 4099 nucleotides long. It is a transcript of the gene Larp7, whose product is annotated as la-related protein 7. NCBI's taxonomy places the organism in Eukaryota, Metazoa, Arthropoda, Insecta, Coleoptera, Chrysomelidae. The transcript is spliced from 2 exons. Gene Ontology annotation, cellular component: nucleus. The record is from RefSeq and is a predicted model, not a curated record. Gene Ontology annotation, biological process: RNA processing. Bases 2074 to 4092 code for a protein of 672 amino acids. Gene Ontology annotation, molecular function: mRNA binding.